AUGAGGCUCCUCCUCCUCUCCGCCCUCGCGGCCACCACCGCCCUCGCCGCCUCGCAAGACAAGCAACUCGAAGAAACCAUCAUCGAGGCCUUCGGCGGCGUCGUCAACCUCACCAUGAACGUCACGGGCGAAAUCGCAAAGGUUGCCGGUAGCGACCUCUCCACCGCCCUCCCCGUCCAAUCCGCCACCACAAACCUCGUCAACUACAUCAACAAUGCCACCGCCGCCCUCAACAAAUUCGGCGCCCUCAACCUCACCAGCGACGAAGCGCUGGUCCUGGGACCCUACACCCAGGGCCUCGCCUACACCGUCAACGCCUCGAUCGCGACCCUCAUCGGCAAGAAGCCCGACUUCCUCCAGCUCAACCUCGGCCCGCUCGUCAUCACCUCGCUGCAACAGCAGCAGAACGCCAGCGUCGACUUCUCCAAGGCCAUCCUCGGCCGUAUCCCGCCGGAUAUCUACCCCGUCGCGACCGCCAUCAACUCGCAGAUCACGAAUUCGCUGCAGCAGGGGCUGGACUGCUUCAACGGCAUGAACGAGACGUGUAAUGCGACGCCCGUGAAUGCGAGCAGGACGCUGGAUUAUGCGGAGGAUACGGGGGCGAUUACGGCCGCGGCGGCGUUGCCCGCGAGGGCGACGGGAGCUGUGGCGUGGGCGGUUGUCGUGGGUGCGGCGGCGUUUGCGAUAUGA
Messenger RNA from Zasmidium cellare ATCC 36951, 690 nucleotides. RefSeq lists its product as uncharacterized. Gene Ontology annotation, cellular component: extracellular region. The record is from RefSeq and is a predicted model, not a curated record. Bases 1 to 690 code for a protein of 229 amino acids. The transcript has a single exon. Lineage: Eukaryota; Fungi; Ascomycota; Dothideomycetes; Mycosphaerellales; Mycosphaerellaceae.